Homarus americanus (American lobster) is the source of this 600-nucleotide messenger RNA. RefSeq names its product RISC-loading complex subunit tarbp2-like. The annotation marks the transcript as partial. The transcript has 5 exons. The record is from RefSeq and is a predicted model, not a curated record. Lineage: Eukaryota; Metazoa; Arthropoda; Malacostraca; Decapoda; Nephropidae.
CUUCUUCAGGAGUUAUGUAUGCGACGAGGAAUCUCUCCAAAAUAUGACUUGCUGCAGAUAGAGGGUGCUGUACAUGAACCAACUUUUGUCUACAGAGUCACGGUUGGAGAGUUUGCUGCUAAUGGAUCAGGGCAGAGUAAGAAGAAAGCUAAACAUGCUGCAGCAAAAGCAGUACUGGACAUAAUUAUUCAGGGUGGCGCUGCUGGAGCUGGUGGACCUACAGCUGGUGGAGCGCCUGGGGCACCACCUGAGCUAUCCACUCAGAUUGUCUCACCAUAUGAUGAUGGUAUCCCAGGGAACCCAGUUGGAUCCUUGCAGGAGCUGUGCAUGGCGCGUCGGUGGCCCCCUCCCACUUAUGAUCUUACCUCGGAGGAGGGUUUCCCUCAUGAGCGAACUUUCUCCAUUGCUUGCACCAUCGGCAAUACAAAAGAAAUUGGUACAGGUAAAAGUAAGAAGCUUGCAAAGCGACAGGCAGCAUACAAGAUGACACAGCGGUUGAAGGACCAACCCGUAGAGCAACCCCAAGUUAACAUGUUAGCUGACGACGACGAUGAGGUAAUACAUCUGAAUGACUUGCCUUGCUAAACUUGCAUGAUAAUA